AGCAAAAGGCGCUGUGUUCGCCUCCUGAGGCACUCCCUCGAGACAGAGAGGCCUAAGGGCUGCCGCACGCAUCCCAAACGAAGGGCUCAGCACCUUUGGGCAGCCUCCCCACGCCGCCGACGCGCCCCAAGCAGCUACCCUACCAAGAGCACAUAAAAGAUGAGCGCCACCCUCAACAAGGACCUCGACGAAGCGCGCUUAGAAUUGGCCAAGGCCCAGGCCCAGAAGAAGCGCGAACUCCGUAAAUUAGAGAGUGGCAACAAGGGCGUCCUCGCGGCAUUAGGCGUCGGCGCCGUGCAGCAGCACGCCGGGGCGAAUUUCGUGAGCGUCGAGGCGUCGGCGGAAUACGCCAAGGAGAAGGAGGCCCAGCGCGCGGCGAGGUACGCCGCGCAUCGGGCGGAACGGGAAGCCGCAAAAGAAAAACUAAGGGAGGAGGAGGCCGCGCGCAAAAAAAAGGAGAAAAAAAGGGGCUGGUUCGCCGCGAAGAAGAAGAAGAAGAAGCCGAAGCCUGGUCCUAGACAGGUAUUGAUGGAGAAGACGUUGCGGGCGGCCUACGCACCUACCUAUCUGCGCAUCGAGAACACCGGCGAAGUGUGGAAAGAUGAAUCCGAGUUCCGGCUACUCGUUGUCAGUAAAGCCUUCGAGGAUCUGAAGGGGACGCGACGGAAGCCGGGCGGUCGGGAGCCCGAGUCGAUGGACUGGCUGCUGCGCUGGCGGAAGGUGCUCGACACGAUCGAAGCCGCCUUCAUCGCGCAUAAGAAGGACAUCGACGUGUCUACGCUGUACCCCGUACCGCUCACGCCAGCCGAGUGGGACGGCGAGGCCACCGUGCCCGUCGAGCCUUCACAGGUAGGUGAAUUAGGUAUUGGGGCGUGGGGAUCCUCGUCUUCCGAAGAUUCGGAUUCGGAUGCUCCACCAAAAGUCAAUCCAAGAGACCAGUGGAGCUGUUUAAAUGACCCGGCGAACAUCUGGUUGCUGUCGCGGCCCGAGAGUGAAGUGUUAGGUCCCCAGAACCACGGCGAAUCGAGGGAGGCCACGCUACCGCAGUGGGUCAAGGACUACGGCACGGAAAAGUGGACUCGUGAAUAUGGUCCAUUAAAUAAAAAGGCCUCGGCCAAGGACUACUGUACAGCACCGGUGACGGAUUUUACUACCGAUAAUUUUCCAGGGGUGGUGGAUGCCAACCAGUGGGUCGAGGACGCGCGCUGGGACGUGGCCGGGCCUACCUCAGCUAGGUUCCAGCGGGACAAGAUUUCUUCCGCGGCGGCGUCGGCGAACAACAUAAGGUUUCACUAGUUGUGUAUUAAACCUGCACGCACCC
Molecule: messenger RNA, 1321 nt
Organism: Pelagomonas calceolata
Lineage: Eukaryota; Pelagophyceae; Pelagomonadales; Pelagomonadaceae
Source: the annotation of a GenBank genome assembly